GGCCACCCGUCGUCUAGUUUGUUUUGUUCUGCGGGAGCAUCUGGGGAGAGGCGGUGGCGAGAGUUUACCUUCUAGGUGCGUCCUUUUAGCCAGAACUGCAGAUUGAGAGGUGCUGCAGCUGCAGAAGCAACUCAAGGAUCGGGGCGACCUCUUGCAGACUGUAGCUACUGGCCCAUCACCAGCGGAAUGGCGUUCUUGCUGAAGUCCAUCGCGCUCCUGACACAGUUCGGCAUUUCCUUGUCUUUGGCACCAGGGGAUUGUGCUUUCGUUGGCAUCUAUGGAGAGAAGGAUGAUUUUGCCAUCCUUUUGAUGGAUGAUGCAGAUGGGGAGCAAAUCUCUUUGACCGAUGGGAAUUUCAAGGACAAGGACUUUCAAUCCAACGAGCUGGCCCGGGCCAAGGACCACGUGAAAGAUGCUGUCAAGGGAACCGUGUUGAGGAAGUGGGACUUCCAGACCGAAAACGGCUGGUCCUUCGCAGCUCCAUUGGCCCUCACCGUCUACAAGGGAAGCCCAUCAUCUCCUACCCCCUUGUGUGGCGUCAGCUUGGAUGGGAAGGCAGGCAACAUGAUGGUUCGCAGGCUGGAUGAUGAGGUGGCCGCACUCAAUCUUGGUGAGACUGAGACCGCUCAGUAUGCUGGACCUAUGGUUGGCAGCAAGGAAGAGCUGUUGGACGGCAUCAGCAACCCCAUGAACUGGCUCCGCAAUGCUGGUGUGCGCAAACUCUCGGGCUUCAGCAUCGCCAGCGCCAACAGCACCACCAGCAUGACCACCACCACCUCGGGCGAUAUGUCGACCACCGAUGAAUCUGAGACCACCUCCAUGGAUGAUGGCACCACCGAGGAAGAGGAUGCUGCAGUGCAUGCCACCGCUUGCGGCUUGGUUCUCGCCCUCACUUUGGUGAUGUAAGAGACAUUUCGCACAGCUUGGCCAUUGAGUAGCAGUGAGUAGAGAUGACCAGAGAGCGGCCUUUGUGUUUGGAGCAAAGUCUUCCAAGCACUUCAUUUUCUUUCUUGCUUUACCUCGGCACCACGAAACCCAAGUCUGCCAGGCUUCUUUGAUGACACCAAAUGUAAGAGCAACAUGCCACUCACAGAGUUUGAGACCAUCUCACAGAAUGAUGGAUGUUGGAUGGUCGUCAAGGCACUGAGUAUCAUUGAGUCCACUCUGGCAUUGACUUCCUCGGGUCAUUUGUUUCAAGAGUAGCAUUGCAGGUCCAGGUGCGGGCGAUUUAUUCUGUGAAAGCUCGUCUAAAGCAACAUUGUUUUGUUUCAACUCCUUUUCAAGGCGUCAGUCCUGGAGCUGCAACAAAUUUGCAUGCACCACGAGAAACUUGCGGGACUGUGAAAGCAGAAGCAGACACUCGUCUUACGAGAUGUUUGGCGAGAUGCUGCAACGGAGAAUGCUUUCAAAGAAUGUUUUGCAGUAGCUUGAUCGUAGCUGAUG
Messenger RNA from Durusdinium trenchii, 1443 nucleotides. NCBI's taxonomy places the organism in Eukaryota, Dinophyceae, Suessiales, Symbiodiniaceae. The record is from the annotation of a GenBank genome assembly.